Molecule: messenger RNA, 3472 nt
Organism: Aethina tumida (small hive beetle)
Lineage: Eukaryota; Metazoa; Arthropoda; Insecta; Coleoptera; Nitidulidae
Gene: IntS6
Product: integrator complex subunit 6-A
Exons: 11
Coding region: 215-3040 (941 amino acids)
Biological process (GO): snRNA 3'-end processing
Cellular component (GO): integrator complex
Source: RefSeq, a predicted model, not a curated record
UUUAUAAUUUUAUUAUUGGUGAUUUUCUUCCUAAUUUUGGACAGUCCUGUUUUAUAAAAUCAGCACUCGUUUUGGUCACCCCUGGAUGCGAAGCUCCUCUCUGUCAAAUCCGUCAUUCGAGUGACGGGUUUCGCGUUGAAAGGAUCUGUGCGUCGGUCGUCCGCUCGCCAAUGCGGUUUUUCUCAGUGUAAACAAUUGAAAACCGUCCGGAAACAUGACCAUCAUCGUGUUUUUGAUCGACACGUCCGCUUCGAUGUUCCAAAGGACGUACAUUGGAGGUAGGACUACAAUGCUGGAUGUGGCUAAGAGUGCUGUGGAGACUUUUGUUAAAAUUAGACAAAGGAGUAUAGACAGCAGGAUUGAUCGAUAUAUGUUAUUAACUUUUGAAGAAACUCCUAACAACAUUAAAGCUGGAUGGAAGGAGAAUCUAGCAACAUUUAUGAAUGAACUUAAAAACUUGCAAUGUAAUUCUCUGACUACAAUGGGUGUUGCUGUUAAACAAGCUUUUGAUAUUUUAAACAUUAACAGAAUGACUUCAGGUAUUGAUACUUAUGGUCAAGGACGGUGUCCUUUUUAUUUAGAAACUUCAGUUAUUGUUCUUAUCACUGAUGGUGGGAAAUUAACUACAGUGAAUGGAGUACAAGAAGAAUUUAAUUUGCCUAUGCACUCACCAAUACCAGGCUCUGAAAUGACCAGGGAACCAUUUAGAUGGGACCAAAGACUAUUUGCUUUAGUUUUAAGAUUGGCAGGCACACCUGCAGUGGAAAGAGAUACUGGUUUGGUUCCCAGUGACAGUUCUCCAAUUGAUGCUAUGUGUGAAGUAACGGGUGGCAGAUCAUACUGUAUAACGUCGCACAGAAUGUUAAAUCAAUGCAUCGACAGUUUGGUUCAGAAAGUACAAAACGGCGUCGUUAUUAACUUUGAAAAAAUCGGGCCGGAUCCACCCCCGCUGGACAAAGACGACAAGGACGACGUGAAUGCGAAGGACAGAGACGAGGCGGAACGAAUGCAGGCACCGGCUCCGCCUCUCAACACCUCUUGGCACAACUGCAGGAAAAUGAUCUACGUGCCCAAAACGCAAAAACCUUACAGUUUAGGGUUUUGGCCAAUUCCAGAGUCGUUCUGGCCGGAGAUAACCGCCUCAGUGUUGCCACCAAGGACUGCCCACCCGAACGUAAAGUUCGCAUGCACGAAUUCGGAGCCGAUGGUUAUUGAAAAUUUGCCCUUCGACAAAUACGAGCUGGAACCGUCGCCUUUGACACAGUAUAUUUUGUCGAGGAAACAACCGAAAACGUGUUGGCAAGUGUUUGUAGCCAACAGUUACAAGAAUUCAGAGGUGGGCCAUCCUUUUGGUUAUUUGAAAGCUUCGACGAAUCUGAGCUGCGUCAACUUGUUUGUCAUGCCUUACAAUUAUCCAGUUCUGCUGCCAUUGUUAGAUGAACUUUUUAAGACUCAUAGAUGGAAGCCAACGAACGAAUGGAGGACUCAGUUCCAAAACUACACGAGAACCCUUCCAGCUUACUAUGUAGUGCCUUUACGACGAGCUUUAACUCGAAUGGGGACGCCCGUAGCCCUCGCUUCAACCCUUCUACCUGAAAAUACUGAGAACUUUUUGAGCUACAAUGUGAACAAUUAUCUGAAACGAUUGAAGAACCAAGCUAAAGUAGAAUACGACAAGCUUUGUGCUGAAAUCAUUCAACGACAAAGCAAUGCAAACGGAUUGAAGACGAACUUCAAUAAUCCGGAGCAGAUAAGAGUUUCGGCGAAAGUAACCUUAAGAAAGGAGCUGGUUACGCAUCCAAUGUUGGCGGAUAAAUUUAAUGCUCUCAAGGAUCAAAUUCCUGAACAACCGUCAGUGUUCAUCGCCACUUUGGACAAGGAACGCGCCUCGGUGAGCUUCAAGAACCCAUUCGACAUCCCCAGACACAGACUGAUACAACAAGUAGUCAGAAUGAGGAAUAAUUUCCUGCAACCGGAUUGGAUAUCGUUAGACCAGGAUGCCGCUCAUUCUCUACCCAUUUCUCAAAUGGGCAACUAUCAGGACUAUCUGAAAAAACAGACGCCACAACUCAGGGAAAUCGAAUCGGCGCCGGUUCGGCAACACAUGUUUGGCAACCCGUUCAAGAUUGACAAGAGGAUGAUGGUGGACGAGGCCGAUAUUGAUCUGGUGGGUUCACCGGGAACGAACAGGAACAACAAGAGACCCAACCAGAACCAGGACACAGGAAGGUUACCUUGCAAAAGGAAACCAGGUCCUUUACCUAAGAACUUCAGUAUUAAGAGGCCUUCCUUGGACUUAACUCCGCCAAGCAGUCCAGCUUAUGUUUCGCCACAGCCUUCUCCAAUACCGUGGUUUAAUUUAGACAAAGACGUGCAACCGUUAGUGGUGGAUGACCCACCCGUGAUCGUGAACGGUUCCGAAAGUCCGGCUUCUAUGGACAGAUCGCGGUCGCCUUCGCCAACUUUGGAACUACCUGCACCUGCCUACAGUACUAACAAUAACAACGACAUGAAUUACCUACAUAGAAAUUCGACGAUAAAUAAUAGUUAUGCGACUGCCAGCAUAAAUGACGGUCCCACAACUGUAACGACUAAUUCGCUGAACGAUGUUUAUGUUAGUCCUGUUAUUAAUAAUGAUAAAGAUAAGGAGAUAUCAAUGAUACUCAGGGAAUCAAACUCCAAUUCAACGGGAAAUUGUAUUUUACCCAAUAGUAAUAGUACCAAUAGCAAUAAUAUUGCAAAGUCUCCUAUCCCUGUUGAGCCGGUAAUCAAAGAGGAAAAGGAGCCUGUGGUCACGUGGAAUCCGGAAGAGGUAGCGGCAGAAAAUUUCGAAAUAAGAAAGUAUUUAAAUAAAUUGGUGCGGAAACCGGGUAAAGACUUCAGUGAACUGUUAGAUAAAGUAAAGACACUUAAAGGAGAUUGUGAUUGCCAAGUAGACAUUAUAAAGUUAGUUAUUAAGGAAUCUCUCAGGUUCAAGAGGCAAUAUUUAGCAUCAGUGUUGGAAAGUCACAUACAGAGUUUGUUGAGUAGGAACAAAUGAUUACGACUCUGAUAAAGGCUUUGAAACAUCCCAGUGGAGCCUGUAUGAUUGUUAUAAUGUAUGGCUAUGUGUUGAAUUGCGUUUUCUCUUGUUAAUACAUAUUACAAUCUUCCAUUACCUUACAUUGAUUUUGCAAUGUUUUAUUUAGGACUGAUACUUAUCAAAAUGGUACAAAAAAUCAUAUAAGGUUAUGAAAGUUUGUGAUAAUUUGUUUAAUAAUCAAAUAAGAAUGCCUUCUCAAAGGUAUUGUUUUUGUUUUGUAAAAGUUUCUUUUUAAUUUUAAAUGAUGAGAAGAGGCUUUGUUGUAGCCUUAUGUUCAUCAGAAUAAAUACUGUAAAUAUUUUUUAAUUAAGAAUAAGACAAAUUUUGUAUCAACCUCCAUUUUGUAAAUUUUUCACAAUGCGAUGUAUUAAAUUAUUUUAUAAAAUUUUA